This is a messenger RNA of Debaryomyces hansenii CBS767, 1782 nucleotides long. Its product is annotated as ATP-dependent RNA helicase. The record is from RefSeq and is a predicted model, not a curated record. Lineage: Eukaryota; Fungi; Ascomycota; Pichiomycetes; Serinales; Debaryomycetaceae. Gene Ontology annotation, molecular function: ATP binding; nucleic acid binding. Gene Ontology annotation, biological process: maturation of LSU-rRNA from tricistronic rRNA transcript (SSU-rRNA, 5.8S rRNA, LSU-rRNA). The transcript has a single exon. Gene Ontology annotation, cellular component: nucleolus. The coding region runs from base 1 to 1782 and encodes 593 amino acids.
AUGACUUUGAAAAUAGGAGGUAUUGUUCCUAUUGUAAGAGUCAUGCGGGACACAAUUAUUCAACGACCGGUUAGUACGUUUGUACGAUACCAUUCUAAAAGAUCAAGAUCAUUUAAGAAGAAAGCUAACCACAAACCUGGUCAAGUGAUUAGAUCGAAGCUAGGGAAGACGUUAGAAGCUCCGAAGACACAACCGAAAUUGUUUUCGUUUGGGAAUUUUUCUGGGUUGGACCAACCGGAGAAUAAGCUCAAGGAGAUGUCGAGUAAUGCCAUAAAGAACAUUACGUCAUUCGAGUCUUUGAGAAUCUUUCCAACCGUUAGAUCGGCAAUGCUCGAGGAGAUCAAAUAUGGGUACAAUUUGAAAAGUACCUAUAUUAAAAGUAAGGAGGAAUUGGAAAUCAAGCCUUCUCCUGUACAAAUUGCUGCUAUUAGGAAAAUUAACCAACCAAGACUUCGUAAUGUGAACGCAGAGAAGAAGCUUGCAGACAAAAAGGCUUCGGGGCAAGAAAUUUUGGAGGAUUUGCAGAAAUCCAACGAAAUGAAUAGGUUGAAGAUUUUCACGAUUGCUGCUGAAACAGGAUCCGGUAAAACCUGGGCAUAUUUGGCGCCGCUUCUCAGUAAGUUAAAGGAAGAGGAUAUGAGGGUUUUCAAUAUGUCUGAGCAGAGCUAUGCUGACGCAAAGAAGACUUCGAUUAUCAGAUCAGUUAUUUUGUUGCCUACUCAUGAAUUGGUUGAACAAGUAUACGAUUCUCUUAAACGUGCAUCCAAGGCCUCCAUUGAUUUGGAAGCUAGUGUCAAUAAAAAGAUCUUACAAGAUCCCCAAUAUGCUCGAUACCUUUCGUUACCUGAAAACCAAACUUCGUUAAAUUUGAACGUUGUAAAAUGGGGAUCUGGUGAUUCUCAUCAGAAGCUUUUCGAUGCCGGCAGAAAGAGAAUUGAUGUUUUAGUUACAACUCCAGCUAAGAUUCAAGGCCUUGCUAAAUUGAACAACGUCAGCCGUCCGUUCAGACUAUUUAAUUUUGUGGAAUACUGUGUUGUUGAUGAGGCCGAUACUUUGAUGGAUAAAUCUUGGAUUGUAGACACAACGUCUGUUAUCCGUAGACUAUCCAAAUGUAAAGAUUUAAUCUUUUGCUCGGCAACCAUUCCGAAGGAGUUUAAGAAAACUCUCGGUAAGAUGUUUCCUGACGAAUUUUCGAUCAUUAACAUAGUAACGCCUUCCUUACACAAGAUUCCAAAACAAAUUAACCUUAAGGUUAUUGAUGCGCAAUUAUCACCAUAUAAUGGCUCUAAGACCAGAUGUCUCGCUCAAGCAUUAUAUGCUAUUCAUAAUGAUGGUACUGAACAAGGUUAUGUUAAGCGUAUUUUAGUAUUUGUCAAUGAAAAGCGAGACGUUCAGCCAUUAGCCGAUACUUUGAUUGAAAAGUUUGGUCAUAGAGAAGAGGAUAUUAUUGGUAUAACCGGUGCCGAUAAUGCUGACGACAGAUUAGCUAAAAUAGAACCAUUCUUGAAACCAGCCGAGUUGCUAGAAGAAGAUCUUGAUGGCAGUAAAGUCAAGGUUUUGAUUACAACUGAUUUACUUGCUAGAGGUUUGAACUUUAAUGGUAUUAAGAAUGUUAUUUUAAUGGAUUUGCCAAAUACGUCGGUUGAUCUAGUUCAUCGUGUCGGAAGAACCGGUAGAAUGAGACAAUCUGGUAGAGUCUUCGUUAUCAUUGAUAAAAAGACCGGUAAAUCGUGGAUUAAAGGGUUACCCAAGGUCAUUAAGAAGGGUAUUCCAUUGGGUUAA